Messenger RNA from Arctia plantaginis, 396 nucleotides. The record is from the annotation of a GenBank genome assembly. Lineage: Eukaryota; Metazoa; Arthropoda; Insecta; Lepidoptera; Erebidae.
AUGUACAGACCGAGUACGAUAGCUCACUUGUCGAAUCCGGUGACGACGAGGUGCGUCCCGCUGAGCGCCCACACGACGCGCGCGCCCCGCGCCCCCGCCGGGCUGAACACCUGCCCACGUAUACAUGUACAGACCGAGUACGAUAGCUCACUUGUCGAAUCCGGUGACGACGAGGUGCGUCCCGCUGAGCGCCCACACGACGCGCGCGCCCCGCGCCCCCGCCGGGCUGAACAACCUGCCCACAGUAUACAUGUACAGACCGAGUACGAUAGCUCACUUGUCGAAUCCGGUGACGACGAGGUGCGUCCCGCUGAGCGCCCACACGACGCGCGCGCCCCGCGCCCCCGCCGGGCUGAACACCUGCCCACGUAUACAUGUACAGACCGAGUACGAUAG